AUGACGCUCCUGGGAACUAUGAAUCAACUCCCUUCUCUUGACAAUUUAGAGUACUACAACGAAUUCGACAAGAACAUCGACGAAACAGCACCAUGUGCAGUCGAUGAAGCCGCAAAGCUCGUCCCCACCGAUUGCGACAGCCCCGAAUACGUCCCGCGUCUCAAGAGCUUGGUGACCCUGCUGGUCAGAAGGUUUCGGCGGACAGCUGCCAUGGAGGAUCUGCAGCACGCUAUUCUUCGCGCCCUUGAGAUGGUAGUUAAUACGCCUCGCUGCCACCCUGAUCGUGCGGCUCAGACCAAAGACUGGAUUAACAUGACGCUGGAAAUGGCCGGCCUGAAGGGUUUCAAGGACGAAGACCUUGAAGAAGUGUUUGAGAUGGCUCAGCAAAUGGGCGUGACGGUCAAAAUGAUUCGAAGGGGACACGACCAUGCCUCCGAUGAGGGCGAGUUGACCGCGGCAAGUCUUCACAUCCGGUAUCAGGGAUUGCUUUCUAAUAUGCGGGUUUCGGGUUCACAGCUAGAGCAAAUUGAUAUUUUCGACGAUGAAACGCUCACUGAAUCCGUUGACGUGCUCGAGGUCGUAGGCAAUGGACGUGUGGCAGCCUGGUCCGGAUAUCGACUCUACAAAAGGUUCGACACGACAGACUCAAUGGAUGAUCUCAACAGCGCCAUCGAAUUAUUAGAAAGGGCACUCAAGUACACGACCCGAAGUGAUCAUGAAUCCGACGCGCGACAAAUCCGCUUGACCAACCUCGGCGGUGCUUAUGGAGAUCGGUUUGAACGCACAGGCUGGAUACCUGAUCUUGAACGUGCCAUCGAACUUACUACGGAAGCUUUGGAUUCCAUGAACGAGUCCUUUGUCGAUGCCUUCAAGUUGGAUUCGUUAGCUUGCUCGUUCUCCGGCCUGGAGACUUGGCUAAGUGUGCGCUUCGAACGGUUCGGUUUAGUUGAUGAUCUUCACAAGGCUCUUGACGCCGCGGAAAUGGCCGUCAAUCUCACACCGCGUGACAGUCCCUGGUGGCCAGGCCGCAUGAACGACGUCGGGCUGCGUUUAAGCGAGCGAUUCGACCGCUUUGGCGACAAAGAGGACCUCGAUCGGGCUAUCGAAUGCAUGGAGAUGGCGGUGGCCGCUACGGUGCAAAGCGAACAGAGUCUACUCAAGAAUUUGACCAACCUCGGCAACCAUCUCCACAGUCGAUUCAAGUUCACCAAUGCUGCCGCGAACCUAGAUCGCGCCGUGGAGGUUCUUGAAAGGGCUCUCGCCAUGUCGCCGCCAAAUCACUUCUUGCGUUGCAUCAACUUGAACAACCUCGCUGUCACCCUUGAGGAGCGCUUUCAGCAAUUCGGCAGAGACCACGAUCUCGACCGUGCUAUCGAUUUGGUGAGAACUGCAAUUGAUGAAACUCCCAAAAGCCACCCUGGCCGUAUAGAUCGGAUCCAGAAUCUUGGACUCUGGCUCGACAGGCGAGCUCGGCAGAGCGGGUCAAAGGAUGAUAACAGUCAAUCUAUCGCGGCUAUCCGUGCAGCAAUCGAAGCCCUCCCACCAGAUCACCCAAAGCGACCUCGUCUACUUGACGGGCUUGGGGGCGCCUUGGGUUUGCGAUUCGAAAUGACUGCUUCCAUGAUCGACCUUGAAGAUGGCAUAGCAGCAGCAAGAGAAGCAGUCUCCUCCACACCCGCCACCCACCACCAACGCGCAGGCUUCUUGAACAACCUGGCCAACUUGCUCGGCGACAAAUCCGGGUGUGAAGGGAGCUCAUGGCGUUUCACAAAGGCCACAAACGCUCCAGAGCCAAAAUCCAGCGCCGCACUUGAUGAAACGAUAGAGAUCUUGAGAUUGUCGAUCAAUGCUACAGAGGAGCGGCAUACCGAUCUACCUAGUCGGCUUUCCAAUCUGGGAAACUGGCUUGGGUGGCGGUUCCGACGAGGCGGUUCAACGAAUAUGGACGACAUCGAUAAUGCUAUAGAGGCAACGAAAGAAGCGGUCGAGAAAUUCCCGCGAGCAAACCCCGCAAGAGCGGGAACGCUGGACAAUCUCGGUUGUUGGCUCCUGGAUCGAUACCGUCAGACAGGUAACGAAAAGGACCAGACUGAUGCGCUUGAAUGUUUCAAAGAGGGCUGGAGGUUGCAGAAUGCUGCACCUUUCGUUCGCAUCCGCUUGGCCACAGAUGCAUCUCGAAUUCUUGCCGCACGUUCAGAUUGGAAAGAGGCAAACCAGUUACUGGAGGGAGCAAUCAAUCUCCUGCCUGCUGCCACGCCCCGGUCUUUGCAACACACCGACAAGCAAGAUAUGCUGGCAAAGUUCACGGGCUUGGCCUCUACGGCUGCUGCUGUCGCUCUCAACGCUGGCAAGAGCGCGUAUGAUGCUCUGAGGCUCCUGGAGCUGGGUCGUGGCAUUAUCGCCAGUCUACUGCUGGAUAUGCGGGGAGAUAUCUCGGACUUGAAAGCAAAACAUCCUUCUUUGGCAACUGAGUUUCUCUCCCUCCGAGACGAAUUAGACUCGCCUGGAAACUUACAAGCCUCAGCAAACUCUCAGAACGAUGUUGGUGAUAUCUCUGCAUGGGAGUUGCAAGCAAGAAAGAGGCGUGCAACGGAGAAAAGGUUCGGUGAGCUCGUUCGAGAGAUCCAGGCACAGGAUGGGUUUCGCCACUUCUGUGGUGUCCCGGACGAGGACGAGUUCAAAGCCGCGGCGGUUUCAGGGCCUCUCGUGGUCAUCAAUGUGGCGCGUUAUCGAUGCGAUGCAUUCCUUAUUCAACACGACAGCAUCAGCGUCUUAGAGCUGCCUGAUCUAACCAAGGAACACGUCCAGCAACGCCUCGGGAGUCUCAAGCUGUCUCUUGCAGGGCAUCUGGAUGGCAUGAAUGAGCUCCUGGAGUGGCUCUGGGCGUCGACCGCGCGUCCAUGUCUUGACGCCCUCAACUUCACGAGUUCGAUAUCCGGUAGAAGCCUGGCAGAGUGGCCGCGUAUCUGGUGGAUUCCAACCGGACUGCUCAGCCACUUCCCACUCCACGCAGCUGGAGAAUACCGGGAGCGCAAAGGAGAGACGGUCCUUGAUCGUGUUAUGUCGUCCUAUGCGCUAUCCCUAAGGUCAUUGAUCCACGGGCGGCGACAUAACACCCACAACGAACCAGACCAGUCGUCGGUCGAUUCUGCCCUCUUACUGGCCAUGCCGACAACACCCAACAACGGGAGCCUGUUCUGGGCCCAACAGGAGGUGGACAUUGUGGCUAGCCUCUGCCCGUCGCUCAAGUUGCGGAGCAGCACACCGAGGCCGUAUAAGGACGAGAUACUGAUGGGCCUACAGUCCUGCAAGGUCUUCCAUUUUGCUGGGCACGGAAAGUCGGACCCCGCAGAACCAUCGCAGAGCUGUCUGCUCCUACGAGACUGCAACGAAAACCCACUCACCAUCGCAGAUCUCCGCGACCAUCGACUUCAGAAGAAGCCGUUCCUUGGAUACCUUUCGGCCUGCUCGACAGGAGCAAACGAAGCGCCAGGACUUGCGGACGAGGGGAUUCACUUGAUCAACUCGUUGCAGCUCGCAGGAUUUCGGCACGUAGUGGGCACGCUCUGGGAGGUCUCGGACCAGCACUGUGUGAAUGUAGCCCGGGUCUUCUAUGAGACGCUCAAGGACGAAGGGAUGACAGACGUGGCCAUUUGUCGAGGGCUGCACCAGGCGACUAGGAUGUUGCGUGACGGCUGCGUCAACACAGAUGUAGGAGAGAGAAAGGCGUUUCCUGUACAUGAAGGGGUUCUCAGCAGGGGCUUGGUGAACCACCACUGGAUCCCUUACGUUCAUUUCGGCGUUUGA
Colletotrichum gloeosporioides is the source of this 3807-nucleotide messenger RNA. RefSeq lists its product as uncharacterized. NCBI's taxonomy places the organism in Eukaryota, Fungi, Ascomycota, Sordariomycetes, Glomerellales, Glomerellaceae. Gene Ontology annotation, molecular function: protein binding. The transcript has a single exon. The record is from RefSeq and is a predicted model, not a curated record. The coding region runs from base 1 to 3807 and encodes 1268 amino acids.